AUGCCCAACGCCGACAGAGUCCUCGACUCGACCAUCUACCCGCACUUUGCAGACAGUGUACUUGGCGUGCUUAUCGCUAGGUUCGCUUCCUCGCCCUCCCACGCCUCCCGUCGCAAGGUCCUCGCGCUGCGUCGGAUCAACCGCGCGACGCGCGACCUUGUCGACAUACACCUGAUAUACCGAUUCGUGGUCAAGGGUCGGCCCCGCCAUCCCACAUUCAUCGAUGUGUCACUUGGCGACGCCCUGUCCCUACCCAUUGAGCCCGUACCCAUCCAGGCAUUGGACGCAGAUCGGCCAAGAAAAAAACGCGCGCGCGUCGAGCCUUCCACGCGCGUGCUGCGGAGACGCGCAGGAGGUGACGCGGCUCCUCCACCACAAACGUCAGCCCCAGCGGGCACAGAAAUCGAACGGCGCGCGCGCUCGCUUCUGCAACACACUCGGCUGCUGGAUAUCGGUAACGAUCUCCGAUGUCCUCAACUGUGGGAUGCAUUCGCCCAGCCUGAGCGCUUCGCAACCAUCUUCCCCAAGUUCCAGGCGCUCCGGAUCACUGGUGAACGUUUUCCAACACUUCCCCCUGGAACGCUACUCCCCCCGACUGUUUGGUUCCGAUGCCUAGAUCCAGUGGCUGAGGGCCACCCCGUGCACUACCGCCUCGACCCGGUCCCUACCUUGCGCCUGGUGUGGUCCGUGACCUUCCACCCAACCACCAUGGCCGGGGCUGCCUGGGUCGAACCAUUCUAUGCAUCCGACGAGACGAAGGAGUUUGUGUAUCUCUUCGUCCCCUCGAAAGGCUACUCUCUCCGCCUCCGAGAAUCAGGACGCUUUGUUCGGCCACGGAGCCCCGGUUUUGCAUGGGGCGACUACCGGGUACCGAGUGGUGCGCUAGGCGUGCUCGAAGACGUUGUCUUCCAUAUGGGCCCAGAACUCGAGCGCAGUCACACCCUUGUGGGCCUUGAAGGAAUGCAGCCCAACUGGCUCGGGUUAGAUGACGACGCUGGGAUGGAGGAGGUCUUCACGGCCAUCCGGGCUGGAAUAAAGACGGCGCUAUUGGCCAGGAGGGACGACUCGCGCGACCGUGUCGUUCACGCCGGCCUGUGGCCCGAUUCGCUCAUCGACGCUUGCGUUGAGCGCGUCCGUAUCAUGACGUUGGACGAGUAUCGCGUCGAGGUGGGGGAGAAACAGUUUGAGUGGGAGACGAAUUUGGAUGUGGAUGUCGGAUGA
Molecule: messenger RNA, 1221 nt
Organism: Cutaneotrichosporon cavernicola
Lineage: Eukaryota; Fungi; Basidiomycota; Tremellomycetes; Trichosporonales; Trichosporonaceae
Exons: 1
Coding region: 1-1221 (406 amino acids)
Source: RefSeq, a predicted model, not a curated record